AGCUAACAAACUAGCCGAGGAUAGCAUCAUUAGCCUGCUUAGUCAGUCAUUCAGUCUGCACCACGAUAUGAUGAGAAGCAACUUGAGAACUCUACUGUGCUUAUAAAGAAUAUUUAGAAGACAUAAUGCCGGCAUGCAACACAUUAUCUAUAUUUGUUUUACAAUGCGUUGCUGUCCUUUUAACCCACCGUGUCUAGGUGUAUCUCGGCAAAGGAAUGAAACGGAGGUUACUUUAUCCAAGUAACGUUAGCGAGGUGGAUGCUAAUGGUAGCACACAAAACAGUUAACCGGGCGUACCAGCAAAGCAGUGGGAGUUUACACUGUGCAGUGCCUCCUCCCCGUCUUUGGCAUUGACAGCGAACACACGUCUUCCGGGUUCUCUGCGUCAUGACAGUAGAUGGAGGGGCAGAAGCAGCUCAUGGAGCAAGGCAGCAGAAUGAAGCUAUAGAUUGGAGGGGGUUUGGGGCUCCUCCUCCUCCUCCUGGUAUAUCUGUAUGGACAAAAGCUUUGUCCCUUUUCGGUGUCAGGCCAUGUCAGACAUGGACAUUAGCAGUGCAACAAACUAAGAGGAACUUUAUUCAAAAAAGCUGACGAAUUAAAAGAAGACAUACAGCAUGCAAUUUCUGUACCAGCAACGCCCAACAGCUCGGUGGAGCACACAUUGCCACCUGGCAUGUGUAUUCAUCCUGAUUACCUGCUCUGGACCAGUUUCACCCCUUCAUGCCCCUCCAGUGACAACAGGUCUCCGCUCUGCUUUCUCUGCCACACGAACCAACAGUGUUGUGGGAGGCCAGCAGAAGGCAGUGACCUUCAACAGGCUCAUGGUCAACAUCGGCGGGGACUUCAAUCCAAACACUGGUCACUUCCGCUGCCGCAUCCCUGGUGCUUACUAUUUCUCCUUCUCAGUGGGUAAAUUUCCAAAGAAAAUGCUUUCUGUGAUACUGGUGAAGAAUGGAGAGGAGGUGCAGGCUAUAGCUUAUGAUGACUACCGCAAGAGAGGGAGGAAAGUUCAAAGCCAAAGCAUAAUGAUCAGUUUGAAGGAAAUGGACACAGUGUGGCUGCUUUUACAGCAGAGUCCUCAAUAUGCUUUAUACAGCAAUGCUGGUCCUUAUAUCACCUUUUCUGGUUACCUUGUCUAUCCUGACAUGUCCCCAACCAGCUACAUCACCAACCACUUGUCCCCAGGCCUGUCCUUCCCAAACUGCCUCCCUCAGGGUGAUACAUGGGCCAGAGGUCAGACGACAGAGCAGCCACGGUCUGCCUUCUCUGUGGCACGAACAUCCUCACUCCUGGGUCAGAGCAGCAGGCAGCAGGACAAGCCACCUCUGACCUUUGAUGUGGAAUAUGUCAACAUCGGGGGGCAUUUCAACAAAACCUCAGGCAUGUUCACAUGCCAAUUCCCUGGAGCGUACUUCUUCGCCUUCACUGUGGGGAAACACCCUCGCAAGGCUGUUUCUGUGAAACUGAUGACAGGGAAGGGCGAGGUGCAGGCGAUGGUGUUUGACGAGGACACAUCGAAGAGACGGGAGAUGCAAAGUCAAAGCUUACUGUUGUCUCUCCACCAGGGCGACAGUGUGUGGCUGUACAGUCAGCAGGACGAGCGUUAUGCUGUCUACAGCAACCAGGGGAGGUACACCACCUUUUCUGGCUUCUUGGUUUACCCUGAAGCAGAAACACUCACACCCCUGCCCACACAGGACAGAACUCACCUCUAAAUGUCUUAACUCUUCACGGUGUCCUUUAAAAAAAUAGUAAAAAAUAAAUAAAUAUGUGUAGUACCCCUUUGUUUAUUUGCUCGCUGUCUUUUUUUUUUUUUUUUUUUACAGUAAAUAGUAACAGGGAUUACAUUUGUUGCCAAAUUACUCCACAAGAUGGUGCUAUGAUACAGUUAAGGACACUACCCAGAAUGCAUUGUGGUUAUUUUUGUCCUAAAAGUGCAAUUAGCUAUAAAACAUCACAAGAUAACAUCUUGAUUCAGUAAUGGUACUUUGUUUCACAGACACAUUUAUCUUUAAAAUUCUU
Molecule: messenger RNA, 2022 nt
Organism: Scatophagus argus
Lineage: Eukaryota; Metazoa; Chordata; Actinopteri; Scatophagidae
Gene: c1qtnf13
Product: C1q and TNF related 13
Exons: 4
Coding region: 615-1715 (366 amino acids)
Molecular function (GO): protein binding
Source: RefSeq, a predicted model, not a curated record